AUGAAAGAAUUUGUAAUGGUAGGAGGCUUUAGAGUUUCAAGUCCAACCUUCUUGUAAAUGUGGAAUGUUCCAAGCUCUUAUCAAUGUCCUUGUUAAAUGCAAAUCAUUCUCCGAAUUAAAGCAAAUCCAUGCACUUGUAAUAACGUUUGGUCUCCGCCAUGAUUCCCCAAUUUCAUCAAAACUUCUCUCUCUCGCUGCUCUCUCCGGCGCCGGCAACAUCGAUUAUGCCUACCGCCUAUUCUCCACCCUACCCGCCCCUCGAGUCUUUGAUUGGAACACCGUUAUUCGAGGUUACUCCAUCAGCAAAAAUCCUAACAAAUCAUUUUCAGUUUUCAUCAAAAUGCUGAGAGCUGGGGUCUUCCCUGAUUAUUUAACAUACCCUUUUCUCGCCAAGGCAUCUGCUCGUCUUUUGAAGCCGGAACUUGGUGGUGCGAUUCAUGGCCACGCGUUGAAAAAUGGGUUCCAGUUAGAUAAGUUCAUAAACAAUUCUUUGAUCCAUAUGUAUUCUUCCUGCCAUGACAUAGUUUACGCCCGUCGGGUGUUUGAUGAAAUGCCGAUGAAGAAUAUUGUUUCGUGGAACGCUAUGUUGGAUGGUUACGCCAAGUGUGGGGAUAUGGCUUCUGCGCGUCAAGUUUUCGAUUUGAUGCCUCAAAGGGACGUUGUUUCUUGGAGCUGUUUGAUCGAUGGGUAUGUUAAGAACGGGGAUCAUAAGGAGGCCUUGGCAAUCUUUGCAGAAAUGCUAGUGUUGGGUCCCAAAGCUAAUGAGGUAACUAUGGUGAGUGUGUUGUGUGCUUGUGCACAUUUGGGUGCGCUUGAUCAAGGAAGGUCAAUGCAUUGUUAUGUGAUGGACAAUGGGUUACAAAUGACUUUGGUUUUGCGUACUUCUCUUGUUGAUAUGUAUGCUAAAUGUGGAGCAAUAGAAGAAGCUUUAUACGUCUUUCGUGGGGUUUCUAAUGGUAAGGCCGAUGUGUUGUUCUGGAAUGCUAUGAUUGGAGGGCUUGCAAUUCAUGGUUUGGUUAAUGAAUCUCUUGAAUUGUUUAUUGAAAUGCAAAUAGCUGGGAUUCUCCCUGAUGAGAUCACCUACCUGUGCUUGUUAAGUGCUUGUGCACAUGGUGGAUUAGUGAAGGAAGCUUGGUACUUCUUUGAGUGUCUUGGCAAACACGGUAUGACUCCUAAGAGUGAACAUUACGCUUGCAUGGUGGACGUUCUAGCUCGAGCAGGGCAGGUAGCAGAAGCAUACCAAUUUCUAUGUGAAAUGCCCGUAGAGCCGAGCUCGUCAUUGCUCGGUGCUCUGUUAAAUGGGUGCUUAAUAUAUGGAAAAUCUGAUCUUGCAGAAAUAGUAGGAAGGAAACUAAUCGAAUUAGACCCAGAUCACGAUGGUAGAUAUAUCGGCUUAUCUAACAUUUAUGCGGCUGUCAAGCGAUGGAAAGAAGCAAGAACAAUGAGAGAGGCCAUGGAAAGAAGGGGAGUGAAGAAGUCUGCUGGGUUCAGUUGUGUGGAAAUCUCUGGAACUCUUUAUAGUUUUAUAGCUCACGAUGAAACACAUCCUAAUUCAAAACAAAUUUAUGAAAUACUAGAAUUUAUUGUAAGCCAAAUGAAACUUGAUGUUCAUAAGGAUAUUCAAGAAUAUCCUUCUUUAUGAAAUGAAUUGUGGUUGAGUGCAA
Messenger RNA from Gossypium raimondii (Peruvian cotton), 1664 nucleotides. Its product is annotated as pentatricopeptide repeat-containing protein At5g08305. Lineage: Eukaryota; Viridiplantae; Streptophyta; Magnoliopsida; Malvales; Malvaceae. The transcript has a single exon. Gene Ontology annotation, biological process: RNA modification. The record is from RefSeq and is a predicted model, not a curated record. Gene Ontology annotation, molecular function: protein binding; RNA binding. Bases 65 to 1642 code for a protein of 525 amino acids.